Messenger RNA from Mycena citricolor, 788 nucleotides. The record is from the annotation of a GenBank genome assembly. Lineage: Eukaryota; Fungi; Basidiomycota; Agaricomycetes; Agaricales; Mycenaceae.
CCAUCGGUGCUGGACUGUUACUCAUUCAUACACGGUCGUAGUCCUGGGCGGUCUAGGACUUCUUGUUUCUCUCAGUGCUGGUGUUGCCACAUCCGUCGGAACCAUGGCGCGCCCUUAUUACACGCAAACGUCCAAUGUUGUCGUCCAAGUCACAACUUGGUUGAUAGCCUCUGCUCUCACCGAUCUCGGAAUAUCAAUUGUGCUGAUCGCCCACCUUCGCAAAAUGCGGACGGGAUUCAAGCGAACGGAAAAAACAUUGUCCAAGAUUGUCCGCCUCACUUUUGAAACAGCGGGUCUAACCUCGGCCAUUGCACUGGUCGAUCUUCUCCUCUACCUGACUAUGAGCAAAGUCAACUCCAUCCAUCUUGCCCUCCAGCUCAUCGUCGGUAAAACCUACAACCAUUCGGUCAUGGUGACUCUGCUGGCGCGCUCGAAUAUUCGGAAAGACUUUGACAGCAACAGCGUCGGGCGUAUCGGAAACUCGGACGGAUCAAAGAGCAACACUGGGGCUGGCCCGACUGGAAUCACGGUCACCAGGACGCAAAUCCGCGUCACUGAUAACAAUGGGAUGCUCGAAUACCCGAUGAAGUCUCUCGAGCGGGACGAGUAUGAGAGCGAAGGCGACCGCAGCUCAACAAAGAUGCCUGCUGUGUAGUGUCCCAGGAGCAGACCGACUCCAUUUUCGUUCCUUGUUUGUUGUAGACUUCAUAUCCUUUCCUUACACAUACUUUCACGCCUGUUUAUUACCUGUUACUGACUUGAAUUCAUAUUCGGAUUGUAUCGUCAAA